AUGACGCAACAAAAGGCACUAUUCCUCGAGAAGCCGCUGGGGGCGUUCGUAGUGGAAGACAGACCCAUCCCAUCGCCCGGUCCCGGAGAUCUACUUAUCAAGGUUGAGGUGACGGCUCUCAACCCGCUAGAAUGGAAACUCCAUAGGGGAUUAGUCUCCGCCUAUGUCGAUAAGUAUCCUGUCAUUCUCGGAGUGGACAUUGCAGGCACGGUCGUAGACGUUGGCGAAGGGGUCACCCACUUUGCAAAAGGAGACAGGGUGGCCGGCUAUCAGCAGUACACCCUGACAGUAGCAGAACUCACAGCCAAGGUUCCGUCUCAGCUACCACUUGAGGAAGCGGCCUCGAUCCCUAGCGCCUCAGUAGCUGACGCAUUUGGGUUGUACGCUGAGGACAACCCAGACGGCCCUGGGGGCGCCGGGUUAACCCCUCCCUGGGAGACAGGCGGACGUGGCAAGUACUCUGCGAUCCAAUUUGCGAGGCUAUCCGGCUUUUCACCCAUCAUCGUCACCGCGUCAUCCCGUAACGAAUCCAUCGUCAAGUCCCUCGGGGCGACGCAUGUCAUCGACAAAAAUCUAUCAGGAGAUAGCCUCCGCACGGCGGUCUCCUCCAUCACCUCCACGCCCAUCGAGAUCAUAUACGAUGAAGUGAGCCUCAGGGACACGCAGCAAGCUGCAUACGACCUCCUCGCACUGGGAGGGACUCUAGCCCUUACCCUUCCCCCGACGUUCCAGGCCGACGCGCAGGCGCGUAAGAGGUCCGGAGCUGAGGAAGUUGAGCCUGAGCUUCUUUGCUGCCCCGAGGACCUGCUUGCGAAAGGAGACAUUAAGCCGAAUCCUGUGCGCGUGCUCCCGGAUGGCUUGCAUGGCGUAGCGGGGGGAUUGAAUGACCUUGAAGAAGGUCGCGUUAGUGGUCAGAAACUCGUAGCAAGUCCUCAGGAGACCAAAAAUCAAAUAUAA
Gloeophyllum trabeum ATCC 11539 is the source of this 957-nucleotide messenger RNA. RefSeq names its product GroES-like protein. The transcript has 6 exons. The record is from RefSeq and is a predicted model, not a curated record. Lineage: Eukaryota; Fungi; Basidiomycota; Agaricomycetes; Gloeophyllales; Gloeophyllaceae. Gene Ontology annotation, molecular function: oxidoreductase activity, acting on NAD(P)H. The coding region runs from base 1 to 957 and encodes 318 amino acids.